AUGUGUAAACGUUAUAUUGAUUACUUUAUUUUGUGGUGCCUAAUUGAAGAGGAAAAGUGUUCAUCUGUGAUCUAUUAAAUGCUCUUAAUCUAUGAGCCUGAGAUCGAUUGCUCUGGUCUCCACCCAAGUUCGCGGGGAUAUCGCGGUCUUUUCCUUAUUGCAGUAAAAGUUCUCAGUGAGGAAACAAUACCGUAUCACUCUCAUGAUUAUUUCUCCCCUUUUUCAGGCUGACUCGGAUUAAGUCUGAGGCCGGUAACAUCAACAGUGAGGACAAACCCAGCCUUCCACUCUCCUUCCACACUGAGUAGAAACCUUCAGUCACUGGGUCCUGAUUGUGACAGUGGAGCCCAGUUUGCACUGCAGGAUCCAGAGAUGGCAUCAGUGAAGCUGGAAGACUGCAGUCAAACACUGGAGCUGAAUGUCAACAUUAAAGAUGAAGAAGAGGAGGAGAAGAUUAGGACAACUGUUAAUCAUGGACACCAUGUUGAGACAUUCUCUACAUCCAGAGAGCAACAGCAGGAAGAUCACAGAGCGAAGAGGUCUCAUCACUGCCCACAUUGUGAAGAGAUUUUCCCAUUUCUAUCAAAGCUAAAAGUACAUCUAAAAAUACACACAGGAGAGAAGCCUUUCUUUUGCCCUGACUGUGGAACUAGUUUCUCUCAACUUUUCAACUUAAAAAGACAUGAACGUAUACAUACAGGGGAGAAGCCAUACCCCUGCUCUGACUGUGGAAAAUGUUUUAAAACAUCAACUGAGCUAAAAGUUCAUCAGAGAACACACACAGGAGAGAAGCCUUACGUCUGCUCUGACUGUGGACAUUUUUUUAAAACAUCAACUGAGCUAAAAGUUCACCAGAGAACACACACAGGAGAGAAGCCUUUCUUCUGCCCUGAGUGUGGAACUAGUUUCUCUCAUCUUUACAACUUAAAAUCACAUGAACGUAUACAUACAGGAGAGAAGCCUUACUCCUGCUCUGACUGUGUAAAAUAUUUCAAAACAUCAAAUCAGCUAAAAGUUCAUCAGAGAACACAUACAGGAGAGAAGCCUUACGUCUGCUCUGACUGUGGAACUAGUUUCUUUCAACUUUCCCACUUAAAAUCACAUGAACGAAUACAUACAGGGGAGAAGCCAUACUCCUGCUCUGACUGUGGAAAAUGUUUUAAAACAUUAAAUGAGCUAAAAGUUCAUCAGAGAACACAUGAAUGAGAGAAGCCUGCUUACAUCUGCUCUGACUUUUGUGUGAGUUUCUCUCACGAUAGCAACUGUCGGGUCGCGUCAAUUCAAUCUGGUAUGGGAAUAAAACAGUUAACACAGAGUAACUUCUGAUUUCUUUGUACUUUAAUUAAUGCAAACACAUUUAUGGUAAAUAUGAUGUUCGUAUAUACGGGCUCGCUGUGUCACCACACAGGGCAGACAAAGAACUGAGUUACACAUCCUUUGCUUUUCAUUAAAUACUCUGACAGAGAUAGUUCCCACUCACUGCUGGCCUGUCAGAGGGAGGAUGAGCGUGGUUUAAACUUACUCAUCCUAUCGUUGGCGUGCAGGUUGGUCCCAACCUCGAGACGCCUCCUGUUGCCGGGCGUAGUUAUUAUCUUUGGCAGUCGAUUUAUCUUGUGACUGCACAAUGCACAGUUCUCUAAAACCCCGACACCCUUCCGCAUAUACAUUUCACCCAUAUCCUGCCCUUAUAUUUUAACAAGCUUUUCCACAUCCCUGAUUCACAGCAUCUGCAUUCUUUCCAUAUGACUCACCAUCACAUGAGCCCCUUCCUCUCACACAGCAGUAUGCUCUUAUCAUAUAGAGUAUAAACUUAAUAUUAUAGCAUAGCUUCUUUGUUAUAUUAUAUAGGUUAUGCAAACAAAUAGUUGGUCAAACCCUAACACAACUUAACCUCUCUCGGGCAGGUGGGACGCUAUCGUCCCACCCACGGGACACACGAUUCAACAGCCAGUGAAAAAUCAGAGCGCCAAAUUCAAAAACCACAAAUGUCAUAAUUCAAAGUUCUCAAACAUACGACUAUUUUACACCAUUUUAAAGGUAUACUUCUCCUUAAUGUAACCACAUUGUCCGAUUUCAAAAAGGCUUUACGGCGAAAGCAUAAAGUUAGAUUAUGUUGACAGGUACAACACAAGAAAAACCACACAGCCAUUUUCCUAGCAAGGACAGGCGUCACAAAAACCAGAAAAACAGCUAAAAUUAUGCACUAAGCUUUGACGAUCUUCAUCAGAUGACACUCCUAGGACAUCAUGUUACACAAUACAUGCAUUUUUUUUGUUCAAUCAAGUUGAUAUUUAUGUCCAAAAACUGAAUUUUACAUUGACUGUGCUCAGAAAAAGACAUCAAGCAAUACAGAUACCCGCCAUUUUGGAGUCAUCUAAAAUCAUAAAUAGCAUUAGAAAUAUUCACUUACCUUUGAUGAUCUUCAUCUGAAGGCACUUCCAGGAAUCCCAGGUCCACAAUAAAUGUUGUUUUGUUCGAUAAAGUCCAUAAUUUAUGUCCAAAUACCUCCUUGUUGUUUGCGCGUUCAGUUAGCUACUCCAAAAAAAGUUAUAUUUAUGUUCGUUCAAACAUGUCAAACGUUGUAUAGCAUCAAUCUUUAGGGCCUUUUUAACUUAGAACUUCAAUAAUAUUCCAACGCUUUGCAACACAGCUACCCCUCACGUGAGUGCUCGCCAAUGAACUCAUGUGCUUUCCUGAGUCAACAACUUCCAACUUCCAUUGUUGGCUCUCUGUUCACCAUAGACGCCUCAAACAACUUUCUAAAGACUGUUGACAUCUAGUGGAAGCCUUAGGAAGUGCAAAAUGAACCCUAAGUCACUGUGUGUUGGAUAGGCAAUCACUUGAAAAAAACUACAGCCUCAGAUCCUCCACUUCCUGUCUGGAUUUUCUCUCAGGAUUUUGCCUGCCAUAUGAGUUCUGUUAUACUCACAGACAUCAUUCAAACAGUUUUAGAAACUUCAGAGUGUUUUCUAUCGAAAUCUACUAAUAAUAUGCAUAUUCUAGUUCCUGGGCCCGAGUAGUAGGCCAUUUAAUUUGGGUACGUUUUUCAUCCGGCCGUGAAAAUACUGCCCCCUACCCUGGAGAAGUUAACACACCAGUGUAUAUACAACGGGGAGAAUCCUUACUCCUGCUCUGUGGAGGGGUGGGCAUGUAAGUCAAACGUCUAGCUAAAGGCUGCGUGUUUGAAUCUCAUCAAGGAUGACUUUAGCAUUUUAGCUAAUUAACAACUUUGCAACUACUGACUACUUUGUAGCUAUUACUUAGCAUUUUAGCUUAGCAUGCAACUACUUAGCAUGUUAGCUAACCUUUCCCCUAAACCCAUUUAACUCUACCUUAAACCCCUCACCCCUAACCUAGCUAACGUUAGCAACAACACAUUGGAAUUCGUAACAUAUCAUACAUAUUACAAGUUCGCAACAUAUUGUAUGAAUAGCAAUGUGUAAAAUAACAUACAAAUUGUAGUUCAUAACAUACGAUACGUCCUACAAGUUGUAUUAUACUGAACAACAAUCUAAACUAAACAACUUCAAAGAUUUACGGUUCGUAUAAGGAAAGCAGUCAAUUGAAAUAGGGGGGCUCAGCCAAUGGUGGGACUUCGGAGGGCAUAGGCCCACUUGGGAGCCAGGCCCAGCCAAUCAGCAUGAGUUACUGAAGGUCUUUAUUACAGACAGAAAUACUACUCCCCCCCCCCCAAGACAAUCCUGCAGGUAAAGAGGACCUGGGCUGCCGUGGUUACAUGUGGUCUUUAGUUAUGAGGCCGGUUGGAUGUAAUGCCAAAUUCUCUAAAAGGACGUUAGAGGUGCCUUAUGGUAGAGAUAUAAAUAUUGAGUUCUCUGGCAACAGCUAUGGUGGACAUUCCUGCGGUCAUCAUGACAAUUACACAUUCCCUAAACUUGAAACAUUGUGUUGUGUGGCCUUUUAUUGUCCCCAGCACAAGGUGCACCUGUGUAAUGAUCAUGCUGUUUUAUCAGCUUCUUGAUAUGCCACACCUGUCAGGUGGAAUGAUUAUCUUGACAAAGGCUGAAAUGCUCACUAACAGGGAUAUAAACAAAUUUGUCCACAACAUUUCUGGAAUGUAUUAUUUCAGCUCAUGAAACCAACACUUUACAUGUUUCAUUUAUAUUGGUAGGCCAACGUAACAUACUAAAUGGAGUGGCACGGAUGUUUUUGUAACAUAAAAUACAUUUUGCUCUGAGACCAGGUUGUCCCUCUGCAGUAUUCUGUGAGAAUGAGCUAGUAGAUACUUUUUUAUAUUUGUUAGUUAUUGAACCUUUAUUUAACUAGGGAAGUCAGUUAAGAACAAAUUCCUAUUUACAAUGAUGGUCAAGGAACAGUGCCUUGUUCAGAGGCUGAAUGACAGAUUUUUACCUUGUCAGCUCAGGGAUUCGAUCUAGCAACCUUUUGGUUACUGGCCCAAUGCUCUAACCACUAGGCUACCUUCCAUCCCUAACAUGUAUCAGAUAGAGAUGGUGUGAUGAUCACUUUUCACCAUUAGUUUGGGGGGAUUGUUUUACAACUUUAUUUAAUGAUACACAGCUUUAGAAAUUAAUACAUGUGUUUAUUAAUUGUCUUUAAACUAGAUUUGUUAUUUUAGUUAAUGAUCAUGAAUGUGUUUGGAUAACUGCAUUGAAGCAAACUUUAUUGAUCUGCCAAUGAAAAAUAAAGUUACAUGAAUAUGUACUGGUCAACCUC
This is a messenger RNA of Salmo salar (Atlantic salmon), 4692 nucleotides long. Lineage: Eukaryota; Metazoa; Chordata; Actinopteri; Salmoniformes; Salmonidae. The record is from RefSeq and is a predicted model, not a curated record.